AUGCUGUUCAGUAACGUCGGUCUGGCUCUCGAAGUCAUGCAGGACAGCAUCAGAAGCGCAGAUGGAGUUCUUCGCCACCUGUACCUGAAAGCAAGGGCCACCGCUGAGGCUAGCGUGAAUCACCCUGCCGGUCUGCUGUUGCUAGGAGAGCUUUCCUUCCUGAUCUUUAUCAGCGCGCUGAUGGGGGGCAUCGAGUCCUGCAGAGUGCGGGGCCUCUUCUUCAUGCAGAUUGCGGCUGCCAUUCCUGGCCAGUUCCUGAUCACAGCAUCGCUCAGCAGCAGCCUCGUGUCCUUCUGCUUCGUCUGGGUGCCUUUCCUGCUCAACGGAUUCCAAGGGGAUCGAAGCGCUCAGUGCGCCGAGAGACGCAAGCUCACCGAUCGCAUGUACUCCCUCAUUAGCUUAAUCCCAGCGCAGAUCCUGACGCCCUGCUUCUUUGCCUUCGUUUUCGCACACCACCAUCCAGAAAGCCCCUGGUACAAUUUCCUGGCAGCGUUUGGCGGCUAUCUUCAGAUCUUCUUUUGGAUGAUCUCACCGCAAUUGAGAGCUGAAAGCACCGCUGAACAGAUGGAACGGUAUGCAGUCGAGGCGUAUCAAGGUGUCGCUCUGACCAUUGUGGGCUGGCGCUUAUUCACACUCUUCUGCCUUCGAGAUGGCUUUGUAGUCCUGUUGUCGCUCCUCAAGGCAACAGCAGAGACUGCUGAAUCGCAACCGGCUUUCGUCUUCUUCUUGGUUGACUUGAUUGGCCUCACGCUGGCGCUCACUUACCUUGCUCUGCUGGAGGACGGGCCGGUGGUUGCUCUCUGCACGCUGGUGGGGGCGCUCAGUUUUCGAGGACCGGCACCAACCUUUGCAAUCUACUGCGUUUAUCGGGAGCUUAAGAUUCAAGAGUCCUUAAAAGAUCCGACCGUGACAACGAAGCAAAGGAAGAGGCAAAGGAAGAAUACAACACAUGCAGCCAAACGGAAGUAG
Klebsormidium nitens is the source of this 969-nucleotide messenger RNA. NCBI's taxonomy places the organism in Eukaryota, Viridiplantae, Streptophyta, Klebsormidiophyceae, Klebsormidiales, Klebsormidiaceae. The record is from the annotation of a GenBank genome assembly.